CCCACCCGCGUCUCUCCGUGAAGGUUGAAAGCUUCUCAGCCGCCGCCAUUUCAGUCUCCGACCGACGGCGCGAACAGCAGCAGCAGCAGCAAGCGGGCGCCAUGACGGAGUACAAGCUGGCGGUGGUGGGCGCUGAAGGCGUUGGCAAGAGCGCCCUCACCAUCCGGCUCGCCCACAACCACUUUGUGGACGACUACGACCCCACCAUCGGGGACUCGUACCCGAAGCAGCGGGUGGUGGUCGAUGGCGAGACCUGUCUGCUGGACAUCCUGGACACGGCCGGGAAGCAAGAGUACAGCGACAUGCUGGAGCAGUUCAUGCACGAGGGCGAGGGCUUCCUGUGCGUCUUCGCCGUCAACAACUCCAAGUCCUUCGAGGACAUCCCCCGGUACAGGGAACAGAUCCAGCGCGUCAAGGGCUCGGAGGACGUGCCGAUGGUGCUGGUGGGGAACAAGUGCGGCGUGCCCACGCGGACCGUGGACACGAAGCAGGCGCAGGAGCUGGCGCAAGGCUACGGCAUCCCCUUCGUGGAGACCUCCGCCAAGACCCGGCAGGGCGUGGAAGAUGCCUUCUGCACCCUGGUGCGCGAGAUCCGCAAGUACAAGGAGCGCCGCGUGAGCAAAGACGUGUGCAAGAAAAGAAAGAAAUCGAAGAGGAGGAAGUGCCGCCUCAUGUGAAUUUCAUUUCCCCUCCCACCCGCCCCAUUCCUCCUCCCUGCCUCUCCCCUCCCUCCUCCGACGGUGACGAGAGAACGACAACCACCAGCCACCAUGUCCGGUGAAGGAGACGCGGUGCGCAACGACUCCAAAGCCGCCCACUGCAAUCUUGGGAGGGAGGGGGGAGGUGCUGCGGAGGUGGUUGUUGUGUAUUUCUCGAACGCGAGCGAGCGAGCGAAUCGGUGAGCGCGGAGGUUUGCGUUUGGUGGGAAAAAACGGGAAAAAAAACG
Molecule: messenger RNA, 946 nt
Organism: Lethenteron reissneri (Far Eastern brook lamprey)
Lineage: Eukaryota; Metazoa; Chordata; Hyperoartia; Petromyzontiformes; Petromyzontidae
Product: GTPase KRas-like
Biological process (GO): signal transduction
Cellular component (GO): membrane
Molecular function (GO): GTPase activity; GTP binding
Source: RefSeq, a predicted model, not a curated record